Messenger RNA from Tarenaya hassleriana, 2987 nucleotides. RefSeq lists its product as uncharacterized. The record is from RefSeq and is a predicted model, not a curated record. Gene Ontology annotation, molecular function: cullin family protein binding; zinc ion binding; ubiquitin protein ligase activity. NCBI's taxonomy places the organism in Eukaryota, Viridiplantae, Streptophyta, Magnoliopsida, Brassicales, Cleomaceae. The transcript is spliced from 3 exons. Gene Ontology annotation, cellular component: anaphase-promoting complex. Bases 912 to 2828 code for a protein of 638 amino acids. Gene Ontology annotation, biological process: anaphase-promoting complex-dependent catabolic process.
GAUUAUAAUUCCCUCUUGCUUUCUCUGUCUUUCCUCUUGUUCACAGUGGUUUUUUCUUCUUCUCGUUUUCUGGGUUUCUGUAGCUGAAAGCUGUGUUGUUUGUUUUGUGAUUUUCAAACUCUCUAAAAACGGAGCCUUUGUGGUGGGCUCAUCUCAUGUUUUGGUGCAGUCAAGUCAAGGACCAGUCUUUUUUCUUUCUUUCUUUUUCACCCCAACUUUUUCAAUUAUUGCUGAAAGAAACCCACCUUAGUUCUCUCCAUAUUUGUUAGACUCUUUCUCUAUCUGGAUCUUGUUUAGUUUCAGUUUCAAAUGCUGACUCUCAGCAUUUAGCCUCUUAAGCUCAAGAGAGAGGAGAAUUUCUGAAAUCAUGAGACAGGGGAGAAUGGAUAUUUUCUUCUUCUUUUUUUGUCUAAUGCCCAUCCUAGUUAUCAAAUCUAACUGCAAUAUAAUCUUGAACGCCUUUUUUAACUGAGAAAUCACAUGAUUUGCCUGUUAUAUGGGUUUUUAUUCCAAUAAAAAAGAAAGGUAAAAUCUUUUUGAGAACCCAUUAAUCUUCUGAGGUGUGUUAGCUCUUUUCUUUGUCUUCUAAACUUUAACUUUGCUUUGAUUGCCGAUUUUUGUAAUCUUUAUUGAGUUGAAUUUGUCCAUAAGCUUUGAUUGCCGAUUUGGUUGUUCUGUACUUUAUCUUUUCAAAGGUGCGUCUUUUUUUUUUCUCUCUCUUUUGUAUAUUGUUCUUUUCAUGCCUUGACCUUGUAGAUUCAUCGUUUCUUUGGGAAAAAUUGCAAAGAAAAUGAAAAAAAAAAUGGAAAGAACUUAACUUUGGAAUCAUACUGCAUUGCUUGAAGAGCUUCCAGCAAGAACUCAAUGUUCCAAAGGGCGAUAUUUUCAAAAAGACGUGUGCGAUAUGCUUGAUGGCGAUGAAGCCGGGCCAAGGCCAUGCCAUUUUCACGGCGGAAUGCUCUCAUGCGUUUCAUUUCCAUUGCAUUGCAGCCAAUGUUAAACAUGGGAACCAGAUCUGUCCCGUGUGCCGGGCGAAAUGGAAAGAGAUCCCUCUUCAGAGCCCUAACCCUAUCUCUAAGUCGAACCCGUUGGCUGGUGGUCGGUCCAGAGAUGAUGCCCGGAUGGCGACCCCUCGCAGGGUCCAGCCUCAGUCUUCUACUCGGCUGGACGGAUCUAGACCGGACUCUUCACUCUUCCAUGGUCCCGAGCCCGCGAUUUUCAACGAUGACGAAGUUCUUGAACAUCAUCACAGAUCGAUUAUGGAGCAGCAGCACAGUGUUUCUGGAAGCAUGGAGGUAAGAGUUUAUCCGGAAAUCUCGGAAGUGGCAAAGUCUGUUUCGUGUAAAGAUUUCGCCGUUCUGAUCAAUCUAAAGGCUCCUCCUUCUGCUGCAAAGUCGUCCUCAUCGUCUUCUCGUGCUCCAGUUGAUCUUGUCACGGUUCUUGAUGUGAGCGGAAGCAUGGCCGGGACAAAGCUGGCACUGCUGAAACGAGCCAUGGGGUUUGUGAUCCAAAACCUCGGCCCCUUUGACCGCCUCUCGGUCAUAGCCUUCUCCUCUUCAGCACGUCGAAUCUUUCCUCUUCGGCUCAUGACCGAGACAGGAAAACAAGAAGCCUUGCAGGCAGUUAACUCGUUGGUCUCCAAUGGAGGAACCAACAUAGCCGAGGGUCUGAAGAAAGGGGCGAGAGCCUUGAUCGAUCGCAAGUACAGGAACUCAGUUUCCAGCAUCAUGCUCUUGUCUGAUGGUCAGGACACAUACGCUGUUACUAGUCCCAAUGGUUCUUGCCCUAGAGGGAUGGAUUACAAAGCUCUCCUCCCCAUCGAGAUCGGGAACCGAAAAAACAACGGGAACUGGUUCCCGGUUCAUGCUUUCGGGUUUGGUGCAGAUCACGAUGCUUCCAAUAUGCACUCGAUAUCAGAAAACUCUGGAGGUACAUUUUCCUUCAUAGAAACCGAAACCGUCAUACAGGACGCGUUUGCUCAGUGCAUUGGAGGACUUCUGAGCGUCGUGGUUCAGGAACUGAGUGUGAAGGUUGAGUGUGUUCAUCAGGGUUUACGUCUCGGCUCGAUAAAAGCCGGAAGUUACCGUGUCAAUGCCUGCCCGGCUUCAAGAACCGGGAUUAUCAGUGUAGGAGAUCUCUAUGCCGACGAAGAGAGGAACUUUCUGGUGAAUCUCGACAUCCCGGUUGCCGGAAUUUCAGAUCAGAUGUCACUUCUGAAAGUUAAAUGCGAAUACAGAGAUCCCGUGUCGAAAGAGAUGAUCACGUCGAGAAACUCUGGAGAAAUGAUGAUCCUUAGGCCGCAAGUAACAGCGGGAAGAACACCGGUCGUGUCAGUGGAAGUAGACAGGGAGAGGAUUAGGUUACGUGCAGCGGAAGCGAUAUCCGAGGCUCGGGUUUUAGCCGAACGCGGGGAUCUGGCGGCGGCCGUGUCUAGGCUCGAGACAUGCCGUCAUGUUCUGUCGGAAACGAUGUCCGGCCGGGCCAAGGACCCGUUGUGUACGGCACUUUGCACAGAGCUGAGGGAGACGCAGGAGCGAAUGGCGAGCCGACAAGUGUACGAGGCGUCGGGUCGGGCUUACGUAUUGUCGGGGCUGGGCUCGCAUUCAUGGCAGAGAGCCACGACGAGAGGGGAUAUGAGCGAAACGACUAGGGUUUUGCAGAGUUAUCAGACUCAAUCAAUGGUGGAUAUGGUGAAUCUAUCUCAGACGAUGAGUUUCGGAAAUCCUAAUUCGGAUUCAAGCUCGAGUUUGCCGUCAUCGCAGAGGAAUCUCCGGCAAGCUCUGUCGUUUCCGGCGAGACCCGCCCGAGGUGAUCGGAGGAAAGGGUAAAACGGGGAUUUAAGAAUUAUUAUUUUUUCCGUAUUGAUUUUUUUUGUUUUGCUUAUGAUUUGUUUAAAAUUGGGGGUAGGUUCUUCUUGUAUAAAUAUUUGGGGUAUAAGUGAAAUUAAUUGUUUUUUAUGGGGAGCAAAUUGGUUCCUUUCUGUUUUU